AUGGCGAUAUGCACUCCGUCUUGCAGCAUUGUCUGCUUGGUAUCGUUCCAGAUUAUCUUGAUUUUCAAUGUACAGUGGCCUGGCGCGGAUGGUCUCACGUUCCCCCAGCAAUACACGUAAGUAUUCUAUAUCACUGGCUGCUCAGCUGUCACACACAACAUGCGUAUUUUGAGGUCCGGCAUUUGAAUGCCACGUUGGGUGACGGUCAUUGUGCUGGUGUACCACCUCUGGUUUCCUUUCUUCAAAUUAGGUUACUCACAUUGUAUUUCUGACGUGAACAUAUUUCUCGCUAUGCUGCGACUGCUCUGGCAAACGAGGAACGGGCAAUAAAACAGCCAAUAUAGGAUGUUUAAGGGAUGUGGACCGUUGCUUUCUGUCAUAUCACAAUACAUGAAGGAAUCACAUUCAAACACGGUACUAUUUACUAUUCACCAAUUACCAUUUACCAUUGACUACAUGUAUCAUUUACCAUUUAGUCUAACAGUUAAGAGCGUUGGGCCGUUAACUGAAAGGUUGCUGGUUCGAACUCCCGAGCUGACUAGGUGAAAAAUCUGUCCAUGUGCCCUUGAGCAAGGCACGUAACCCUAAUUGCUCCUUUAAAUCGCUCUGUAUAAGAACGUCUGCUAAAUGACUAAAAUGUAAAUGUAUUAGAAUUGUUAUUUUUGUAAUAUCAUUGGCACAAACAAUACUGUUUGCUUGCCACCCAGUAUCUGUCAACAGUCUGGUUGGCAAGAGCAGGCUGCUUGCCACCUAAUUGAUGGUUGUUGUGUUCAUAUGAGGCUCAAUGGGUGUUUCGUCGUCACAACAUCUCUGUGUGUCUCAUGAUGUCAAUGCAGUGCUGGCUGCUGUCUUUGAUCAAAGUGGGCAGCAUCACUAUUUUUUGUUUCCUUCCAGACAGUCACAGUCCUGAGGGAAUAUAGUGGAGGUCAUUUGUUUUUGGACAUGGUAGUAUAUAGCCAUGAUCCACUACUUCUACUGCUGUAAAAUCUUUAGCUUUUGUUUGGGAUUUAAGCACAUUGAAUCAGAAUGACACAACAACAUUAUGUGGACAUGCUUUUAUUUGGGAUGUAGGUCUAGUUAGGUAGCCUAUGAGGUGUGUGGUUUUGUUUGGUACUUUGUACAGAACGACAUACAUAUCAAUCAAUCAAAUGUAUUUAUAAAGAUCUUUUUACAUCAGCAGAUGUCACAAAGUGCUAUACAGAAACCCAGCCGAAAACCCCAAACUGCAAGCAAUGCAGAUGUAUCAAACCAUCAACAUAUCUUGAUGGUUUGCCGACAACUUGAUGGGAUUGCAUUUUCUAUAGGAGACAUGAUGGUUGUGUGUGCAGGGAUACAGAACACUGUUGUUCAAUACAUUUAAUAAACCGUUUUUAUUGCACAAACAACAUACAUUCUAGUGUAGUCUACUGUCUCAACGGAGUCACUCACUCCAGUCCUCUCUUUGAAAGACUUUAAAAUUGAUCAAGGGUUUCAGAGGAGUGCUGAUCUAGGAUCAGGUUCCCCCUGUCCAUAUAAUCUUAUUCAUUGUGAUCUAAAAGGCAAAACUGAUCCUAAAUCAGCACUCCUACUCUGAGAAGCUUGAGACAUAUGGCCCUUCCUUAUGUGGCUUCUGGGACUACGACCACCAGAUCUGGAAUGUAAUCUGGGGCUAAAGCAUGUCUUACUUUAAAAAUGGAUCAAUAGAAUGAAUCAAUAAAAACCUCUAUAGCCAUUAGCCCAAAUAGACAAUCUCUGUGCCCUAAUUGGUCUGUGAGAGGAGAUUAAACACUAGCCGGAAACAAGACAGGUAACUGUGACUUAAAGGAAGUAAGUAGCCUACAGUUGUAAGGCUUGGCUUACUCUGGCAGUUACAGUGAGCCCGACAGUAAUAAUGCCAUUCUAGCUAUGCUUGAAGCUGAUUUUAAUAAGCCUGCGUUCAAAAUUCAUGUUCAAAAUUAUCCUCAAUCUGUCCAUAGUGGAAUAGUCAUCACAUUGUGACCUACUUUUAAUCAUCCUCUUCCCAGCUCUUCUUCUCCAACCUUUAACCCUUUCACUCGUAAGCACAGCUGGCACUUAACUUGAGACCACAGCUUUCCGGGCCUUUCUCCAGACUGCAGUCAGGCAGGCAGGCUCUCACCAGAUGGGGCUGGGAUCUUUGGGACAGUAGAAGGAAACUCUGGGCCAAUGACAGCUGGAGUUACUGGGAGUGGUUUGUUGUGUAUCAAUGAGAGCAAGGGUCUUUGGAGCAGCAGGGGAGGUGUGUGUGUAGGGGGGAGUGGAGUGUGUGUGGGGGAGUUAUUGUGGGGGGUACAUAAGGCUGCCCUCUCCUUCCCUCUGGUUAUCUGCUGAGUGAGUGCAUUGAAUCAGCACCACUUCCCUCAGCCCUGGGUCUCUUCAUGUAAGCUAAAUGAAGCAGAAUCGCUACACUGAAGAACAGCAGCUCCGUCCAAUUAAGAAUUAAUACUGCAGCAGUCAGGGUUUAUCCCUUUUCUCCAUCCCUCACAGCCCCCAUCCCUCCCUCCCCUCCGUCUCUUUCUCACACUCGCUCUUCCUCAGAAUCUCUCUCUCCUGCCUCUUCCCGUCUCGUUCACCCCAACCUCUCUGUAUAUCUCAUCCACUCCAACUUUCUCUCAUUCCUUCUCUCCUUCCCUCUCUCUUUGGAGGUGAAUAUGGGUCACAGCGGGCCGUGUAGUGCUACUUUCUCUCUCUCUCUCUCUCUCCAGUCCCUGGGUGUGUAUGUAUGGUAGGUAACAGAGGAGAGACAGGAGCAUGGCAGGCAGAAGCUAGCUCCUUAACACACAGUUCUCUGAUGUCCCAGGGGGGCCCAGGAGGAGGGGAAAUGGAGCGCACUAAGAAAAGCUAGGAUCGGGCUUCAGCUGCUCUGAGUCACACAAGCUGCAGCAUCCCAAAUGGCACUCUAUUCCCUAUUUAGUGCACUACUUUUGUAGUGCACUAUAAUGGGUCCUGGUCAAAACUAGUGCACUAUAAAGGGAGAAGGGUGUCAUUUAGGAUGUGCCACAGUCAGAGACAGGGCUUCUGCUCUGCUCUGUUCUGCAGUUCUGUGGGCACUAGCAGUAGUCAUGUAACCAGGCCUGUUUAGUCAUGCACUAUCAUAUACUAAAGGCAUUUAUUACCACCCUACUCUUCCUUUAAAAAAUGACAAUCUUUAGUCAUAUCAUAUCAGAUAUUAUGUCUGUCUGUGUUCGUCAACAGACAGGGGGUGCUCUGCAGUUCUGAGUGUAACAGUCAUGAAACAAAGCCUGUUUAGUCACACACACUCAUUUAUUGCCACCUCUCCUUUAAAACAAUACCAUCUUUGGUCAUAUCAUGUCUGUCGUUCUGUGUCCAGCAUCUCUUGCGUAAUCAUCACACAGUAGCCUCAUUUGCAUCAGACAGGACUACGGCUAUUUUUAAAUCAUUAAUGAGUCUGUUAGUCAUUUAUAGUGCUUCGAUGUGUCAUCCAGCAGCCAACGUCUGGUAGUGGAAUGCAUUGUCUUUCUACAGUAUCUGUCUGCAUCGGCUCUUCUCUCAGCUAGCUGUACUGGUGUCGGUUACAUUGUGACUGGCUGUGUUGUGGCUCAAUAGCCGAUGAUUCACGAGAAUGUUUAUAAUGUAGGCUAGUUGUUACAGUUGUUACCCGCUUGAUUCUUGUGCUGCUGGUCAUUACUCAUCUGAUACUUGCUACCUACAUUGUGUGCCUAUAUAUAGCCCUUGGCUUGAUUUCACAGAGUGUUCAAGUAUGGAUAACUGCAUAGACUGUGUUCUUAAUGCAAUGUCUGUUUAUAAUACCCUUGGCAGAGUCUAGGCCUAUAUAUCUUGAUGUGUUAGUGACCUACUAUAUCUACUGUUUAGCAUCGGAGUGAUGAACCCUCUUUUGGAACACUGUAACUGAAGAUUGUUCCAGAAGUGUAUUUGCUGUGAUUGUUGAGUGUAGCAUAAGGCAAUGGACUACAAUAGUAAGAAUAAUGUGUCCUUCGAUUGACUUGCUCCACCAUUUUAGAUGUGCUUGCUUUACUGCAGCAUUUCUCAGGCCUGAUGAAGCAACAAAAUAUGGCCCUCAUAUUUUACUUGCUGAAUGGGCUCAUCAAUGAUUAAUGCUCCCUAAAGUACUUGAGUCGAGCAUUGGGGCUUUGCAUUUUUUUUAGUGUGGAGUCAGGUGGUUGAAUGUGCUUCUACUUAUGGGUUUGUUGCAGGAGAGAAUCUAACCCCACCAAGGGAGUGAGAGGAAACUGAUGUUCUUGGCUCGGAACCACCACUGUUACUCUGAGAGUUCCUUUGCUUCGACUCAGAAUAUCUUGUAGAUACAGUUCCACUUUUGACCAAGUCUGCGUCCCAAAUGGCACCCUAUUCCCGAAGUAGUGCAUUUAUUUUGACCAGGGCCCGUAGCCUCCACUUUCUCUCUUUAUCAUUGUUAGAGUGGUGUCGUCAUUUCCAUGUGUUAGGAGGGGAAUGUGAACUGUUAAAGCUAAUUAUGGGGAUCACAAGCAAGGUCCUGGUCAUAACACACUCCUGUUGUCUCAGUUUGGAUGGGGUUAAAUUGCAGAUGUACUGGUAUUGGUUAAAGUAAUACCUCACCUCCAUAUUGUGUGUCCACAGAAUAAUGCACUGGGCCAGGCGCAUCGAGCAGGAGAUCGACAGAGUCUUUCAGCACAUCAGUGGAGCCCAGCAGCUAAAGGGG
Molecule: messenger RNA, 4657 nt
Organism: Coregonus sp. 'balchen'
Lineage: Eukaryota; Metazoa; Chordata; Actinopteri; Salmoniformes; Salmonidae
Source: the annotation of a GenBank genome assembly